AUCAAACUGACACAUUCAAAAGUCAAAAUUUUCAGUCACGUCAAUGUUGUUUCGGAAGUUAUCCUCAAAAUUUUAGUUUAAUGCAGUUUUAUUUCUAAAUUUUUCGUGUAUAAUGGCAGAAUGCUUCGCUGUUCCCACAAAAUGCGAUUCGGAGAAACGCACCAAACUUCUGAGCCACUUGAAAUGCCUUAUGACAUCGUUGGAAGAUGAACUUACACCAAAGGCAGAACCUGUUUGCUACACCCCUGUGUGCUUGACCACUUGUAUUCCUUGCUGCCCCCCACCUUGCAAGCCUCCAACGGCAACAACUCCGGAUAUUCUGGUUUGCUAUAAAUGCAAAACAGACAGUUCCAAGAAGAAGAAAAACAAAGCCAACGUAGGCAAGGAACUUGGCGAGUCAAAAUCACGUGAACUCAGAGCUGGCAUAUUAUACGUCGGUUGUGACUGCGAAAGGAAAAACGGCCUCCAAGACAACUGCCUCAGGACUGGAUGUCAAGGUUCUCCCGAAUGUCUUAAGAGCCCUCCAACCUGCCUACCAAGCAAGUACUGCAACGGCAAGCAUCUGAUGAAGAAACUCCGCAACAAAUACGCCAAAAACGAAUCUGAAGGCUCUGGAGAAGAGGAAGAAGGUCCAGACAGCAUCUCUUACCAGUGUUUCGAGGCAGCUGUCAAGGUACCGGAUCAGAAGAUUUGCGUAUUGAUGCCUAGUUUGGGUUGUCCACCAGAUUGCAAACAGGACAAGAAGGCUUGUUAAAGAUCAUAUCUAGGGGUUCAAGGCUUGGCUUGAUAUUCGAGCUACUUGGCUCAAGCUCAAGUAGCUUGAGUUUGACUUGAAAUCAACUCAAGUUCAAGUCGAGUAGAAGUUUAGUUUUUCAAUGUCAAGUCAAGUUUAAGUACUUGACUUAACAUUGAAAAACUAUUACUAAACUUGAACUUGAGUUGCUUUCAAGUCAAACUCAAGUUUUUCAAUGUCAAGUUUAAGUACUUGAUUCAACAUUGAAAAACUAUUACUUGCCUUAAACUUGAGUUGAUUUCAAGUCAAACUCAAGUUUUUCAAUGUCAAGUCAAGCUUAAGUACUUGACUCAACAUUGAAAAACUAUUACUUGACUUGAACUUGAGUUGAUUUCAAGUGAAGCUGAAGCUACUUGGCUUGAGCUUGAUCUAAGUAGCUCGAAUAUCAAGCCAAGCCAUGAAUCCUUAAUCAUAUCACGUUAGGUUGUCGGUUUUGUAAUGGUGAAUGUCUAAAAGUGAUGUAUUUAAGUGGAAAUUGUGAUAAGUCUAAAUGUUGGUGAUAGUCCAAAUGAGAUGUUCAUUUGUAAGAGUUUGAAAAAAAUUUUAAAUCCUAAAAUAGAUCUCGCAUUGCUCCCGUAUGUAUUGUAAAUGUAAAUGACUGUAUAUUGUAUUGUUAUGUAUUGUAAAGGUGUGUUUAUUGAUGAGGGUGCAAUUAUUGUGAAGUAUUUAAUAAAAGUAUCAAUGAAU
Molecule: messenger RNA, 1480 nt
Organism: Harmonia axyridis
Lineage: Eukaryota; Metazoa; Arthropoda; Insecta; Coleoptera; Coccinellidae
Exons: 2
Coding region: 113-754 (213 amino acids)
Source: RefSeq, a predicted model, not a curated record